Messenger RNA from Pocillopora verrucosa, 1358 nucleotides. RefSeq lists its product as uncharacterized. The record is from RefSeq and is a predicted model, not a curated record. Lineage: Eukaryota; Metazoa; Cnidaria; Anthozoa; Scleractinia; Pocilloporidae.
ACUUGAUCUUGCAUUGGGUUACAGAGAGAGAGAGACGAGCGAAAACAACCAUCGUAGAGCGAAGAGAUUGAUUAAACACCAUGUCGAAUACUGUGGAACCUGGAUUGGCGAAGUCGACAGGAAUUAUCAGUGUCGCAGCCGGUGUAUGUGGCUUUGGAAAUUGUAUCUGUGGAUUUAUUUGGCUUGGAUACAAGGGCUAUGGAGGCCAUGGUCUGUGGUCAGGCUUUGGCUUACUCUUGGCCGCUGCAAUGGGAUUGUUCAUAUGGCGAUAUAGAAACAAGGGUAUCAUGGUAGCUUUCCUUGUGACGUGUAUAAUCUUGGUGAUUGUUGUGGGGAUCCAGACCAUUAUUGCCGCCUUGGGAUAUAUUUUAUGGCGUCUGUUCAGGGACGCUACAGAAUGUUAUACCGAUGCUGGAAGAUGUCACUGUCGAGCCACCGACGGACAAAGGAUUCCCAUGGAUCUGGAAACAUGUGACCCGAUCACCGCCAUCGACAGCCUCUUCCUGUCAAUGACAAUUUUUUCCGCCUUUGGUACCGUCAUCUCACUUGCUGGCUCUGUUCUGGGAUGUAUGGGAACAUGUUGCGCAAGAACUCAGCAGCCUGGAGCAGUUGUUGUAGUCCAGCAGCCAUCCGGUACCCAGUCUACUGUGGUCUACACUGCCCCUCAGUACACUGGAGAGGGCUACCCAGUCCAGUACCCUAUGGCUCAACCUGGACAAUAUCCUGCACAGAAUGCUGCAGCCCCAAUGGGCCACUAUCCUCCACCCCAGUACUCUGCCACUGCACUAGGUGGAGUACAGCAUGGAGCUGAGGCAAUACCACCCAAGGCAUAGUGGGACAUUUGAAGUCUAAGCCAGUGUCUGGAAAGGACAGUACCUUUUGCUUUUGCCAUAAACGUAUGGCAUUAAUUUGUAGAACAAUAGAACAAGUUUCCAACAAAACAAGACAUAAAUACUUUUCCUUUAGAAAUGUGAUGUUUGAAGAUUUAUGCCAAUUUUGUGCACACAGGUUCAUUUGGAUGAGAUCAUUCCAUUUGUUACAUUUUUUCUAGAUAAAAAUUUCCUAAAAAGUAUCUGUGUACUGAAUUUAAGGAGAAAAUUUACCAUGUCAAUGGCUUCACUGUUGAAAUAACAAAAGGCUUCUCUUGUCCAAGUUUCAUCAAGAACUUCUCAAACUGCAAUCAAACUAUGCUAAUAUUCAACCUACUUUCCUUUUUAACCUUUUGCUGCAAACCUUUUGAAGAAUUAGAACUAUAUGUUAUGCUGUUUGUAGUUAAAACAUAUUGGAUAUAGUUUGUCAUAGAAACACUUUGAAAAUAGUUGUUGAUUGUAAUUAGAUAUUAUAACAAAUUGUCUUGU